Molecule: messenger RNA, 960 nt
Organism: Striga hermonthica
Lineage: Eukaryota; Viridiplantae; Streptophyta; Magnoliopsida; Lamiales; Orobanchaceae
Source: the annotation of a GenBank genome assembly
AUGUUAAUGAAAUCGAAACUCGCUGCUCGUGGAGUGGACGGCGGCGAUGGAGAAGGAGGAGGUGGCGUGGUCGGAGCAGAGGUUGUUGCUGUUGACUAUCUUGAUAGGUUUUUGUGCGGGUUUGAGUUACAUGGGGAGAAAAGGCCAUGGGUGACUCAGCUAGCUGCUGUGGCUUGCCUCUCUCUUGCUGCUGAAGUUGAGGAAACUCAAGUUCCUCUACUUUUGGACCUCCAAGUGGAGGAUCCCAAGUACGUGUUUGAGCCAAAGACAAUUCAGAGAAUGGAGAUUUUGGUUCUUUCUACCCUUCAAUGGAGGAUGAACCCUGUUACUCCACUCUCAUUUCUUGAGUACAUUGCGAGAAGCCUUAAAUUCAAAGACCAUUUUCGCAAGGAGUUUCUGAGGAGAUGCGAGUGCCUUCUUGUUUCUGUGAUUUCUGACUGUAGAUUCAUGUGCCAUUUGCCUUCUGCAUUAGCUACUGCUAUAAUGGUGUAUGUCAUCAGCAGCCUCGAGCCUUGUGUUUUGUGGACUAUCAAGAUCAACUACUGGUCGGACGACAGGUUAAAGGGCCUCAAGCGUAUAGACACGCCUGUGAGUCCAGAGGAAGAAGCUAUCCACCUUGGGCAUACGAGCAGCACACUCCUUGCUGCUGGGGAAUAUGAUCCCUUUCGGUGGGACCUCGUGAGAGUCAAGCUGAAAAAAGAGAUAGUGACUCUUGGGAUGCCGUCUGUGUCGCCAAUUGAAAGAGUUGGGACGUAUGUGAGCACCAAGGAGUGGAAUGAAUUGAUCAGUGAUCCAGACACUGUCGAGCUCAUUGGAUCGGCUAAAACCGCAGGACAACAAGUUGAGGAAACGGAAAAGAAGAUGCCCCGGGUCGAAAUGUACUGUACUGGUGGAAUUCGGUGUGAGAAAGCAUCGAGCUUUCUCUUAAGCAAAGGUUUCAAAGAGCUAGAUCAUCCCUGA